GCAGCUAGCUAGCGAGCCAGCCUUCAUCUCUCCUCCAAGAGGAACGCCCGGCCGGCUUAGCCCAGAGAUGGCGUGGAGGAGGAGGAGCACGUCGGUGACGCCCAUGCUCGCGCUGGUGGCCCUCGCCGCCGCGGCGGCGGCGACGUGCGCCGCGGCGUGGGGCAACUACGGCGAGUCCAAGUUCACGGUGACCGGCUCCGUGCUGUGCCAGGACUGCACCAAGAACUGGAACGCCUACGCCUACAACGCCAAGCCCGUCCCCGGGAGCUCGGUGGGCAUCACGUGCCUGGACAAGAAGACGGGGCGGACGGUGUACCACGCCACGGACAGGACCGACGGCAAGGGCGUCUUCAACCUCGAGGUGCCCUACGCCGUCGGCGGCGCCGACCUCGACCCGUCGGACUGCCUCGUCCGCCUCGCGUCCUCCGGCGACCAGGGCUGCGCCGUCUUCACCGACUUCAACGGCGGGAAGACCGGCGAGCGGCCGUCCCGCCCCUCCAGGCUCGGCCCCGGCAUUGUCGCCUACGCCGCCGGCCCGUUCUACUUCACCCUGGCGCAGUGCGACCUCAAGGAUGACUCCUGCUACUGAUCGAUCGAUGUCAUCAUCUUUCAGUGGCAACCCACAGUAAAUGUGAUUCAAGUUCAUCUUUUUUUUUUCUCGUCUUGUGAUCUCCAUGGAUUUGAGAGAGCACACAAACAGGAACGAUUCUUUGCUAGUGUGUGUUGUUUUUGCUUGCAAGCAGUGACGAUCUGUGUUCUGUUCUGUUCUCUUGCUGGAAAGAUUUGGUAUGCGUCACUCCAAAAAAUGGCGUUUUGAGGAACUGGAUUACUGGAAAUGUGCAAUCUUUGAAUUGAUGAUAGUAGCUGGUAUUUUUGGUCUG
Messenger RNA from Oryza brachyantha (malo sina), 881 nucleotides. RefSeq lists its product as uncharacterized. Lineage: Eukaryota; Viridiplantae; Streptophyta; Magnoliopsida; Poales; Poaceae. The record is from RefSeq and is a predicted model, not a curated record. The transcript is spliced from 2 exons. The coding region runs from base 68 to 589 and encodes 173 amino acids.